GAGCAGAGCGCAAUCUUGAGGGGUCCUCUGAGGCACCCGUGGGUUGAAGUUUAAAAAGCACCUGAAGUUUAAUUAGCACCAUUAAGCACCUGGGAUGCUGAAGUUUAAAUAUGGAGCGCGGAAUCCCCCGGAUGCUGGUGCUAUUGAGCCCAUUGCCAGCCGGGCCUCCAGGCUGAAUCUCUUCUUCCAGGGGAAACCACCCUUUAUGACUCAACAGCAGAUGUCUGCUCUUUCCAGAGAAGGGAUAUUAGAUGCCCUGUUUGUUCUCUUUGAAGAAUGCAGCCAGCCUGCUCUGAUGAAGAUUAAGCACGUGAGCAACUUUGUCCGGAAGUAUUCCAACACCAUAGCUGAGUUACAGGAGCUCCAGCCUUCGGCAAAGGACUUUGAAGUCAAAAGUCUUGUCGGUUGUGGUCACUUUGCUGAAGUACAGGUGGUAAGAGAGAGAGCAACUGGGGACAUCUACGCCAUGAAAAUCAUGAAGAAGAAGGCCUUAUUGGCCCAGGAACAGGUUUCAUUUUUUGAAGAAGAACGGAACAUAUUAUCUCGAAGCACAAGCCCUUGGAUCCCCCAAUUACAGUAUGCCUUUCAGGACAAAAAUAACCUUUACCUGGUCAUGGAAUAUCAGCCUGGAGGAGAUUUGCUGUCACUUUUGAAUAGAUAUGAGGACCAAUUAGAUGAAAAUAUGAUUCAGUUUUACCUAGCUGAACUGAUUUUAGCUGUUCACAGUGUUCAUCAGAUGGGAUAUGUACAUCGAGACAUCAAACCUGAGAAUGUUCUCAUUGACCGAAUGGGACACAUCAAGCUGGUGGAUUUCGGAGCAGCUGCUAAAAUGAAUUCAAAUAAAAUGGUGAAUGCCAAGCUCCCAAUUGGAACCCCCGAUUACAUGGCUCCUGAAGUGCUGACCGUGAUGAACGGGGACGGAAGAGGCACCUACGGCCUGGACUGUGACUGGUGGUCAGUGGGAGUGAUUGCUUACGAAAUGGUUUAUGGGAGAACGCCAUUCACAGAGGGCACCUCCGCCAGGACCUUCAAUAAUAUCAUGAAUUUCCAGCGGUUUUUGAGGUUUCCAGAUGACCCAAAAGUUAGCAGUGAAUACCUUGAUCUGAUUCAGAGUUUGUUGUGUGGCCAGAAAGAGAGAUUGAAAUUUGAGGGCCUUUGCUGCCAUCCUUUUUUCUCCAAGAUGGACUGGAAUGACAUUCGUAACUCUCCUCCCCCCUUCGUUCCCACCCUCAAGUCUGACGAUGACACCUCCAAUUUUGAUGAACCAGAGAAGAAUUCGUGGGUUUCAUCCUCUCCGUGCCAGCUGAGCCCCUCUGGUUUCUCGGGCGAAGAACUGCCGUUUGUGGGGUUUUCAUACAGCAAGGCACUGGGGAUUCUUGGUAGAUCUGAGUCUGUUGUAUUGAGUCUGGACUCCCCUGCCAAGACUAGCUCCAUGGAAAAGAAACUUCUCAUCAAAAGCAAAGAGCUGCAAGACUCUCAGGACAAGUGUCACAAGAUGGAGCAGGAAAUGACCCGGUUACAUCGGAGAGUGUCAGAGGUGGAGGCUGUGCUUAGUCAGAAGGAGGUGGAGCUGAAGGCCUCUGAGACUCAGAGAUCCCUCCUGGAGCAGGACCUUGCUACCUACAUCACAGAAUGCAGUAGCUUAAAGCGAAGUUUGGAGCAAGCACGGAUGGAGGUGUCCCAGGAGGAUGACAAAGCACUGCAGCUUCUCCAUGACAUUAGAGAACAGAGCCGGAAGCUCCAAGAAAUCAAAGAGCAGGAAUACCAGGCUCAAGUGGAGGAAAUGAGGUUGAUGAUGAAUCAACUGGAAGAGGACCUUGUCUCAGCCAGAAGACGGAGUGAUCUCUAUGAAUCUGAGCUGAGAGAAUCUCGGCUUGCUGCUGAAGAAUUCAAGCGGAAAGCAACAGAAUGUCAGCAUAAGCUGAUAAAGGCUAAAGAUCAAGGGAAACCUGAAGUAGGAGAAUAUUCCAAACUUGAGAAGAUCAAUGCUGAACAGCAGCUCAAAAUCCAAGAGCUCCAAGAGAAGCUGGAAAAGGCGGUGAAAGCCAGCACAGAGGCCACCGAGCUGCUGCAGAAUAUCCGUCAGGCAAAGGAGCGAGCCGAGCGAGAGCUGGAGAAGCUGCAGAACCGAGAAGAUUCUUCAGAAGGCAUAAGAAAGAAGCUGGUUGAAGCUGAGGAACGCCGCCAUUCUCUGGAGAACAAGGUAAAGAGACUAGAGACCAUGGAGCGUAGAGAAAACAGACUGAAGGAUGACAUCCAGACAAAAUCCCAACAGAUCCAGCAGAUGGCUGAUAAAAUUCUGGAGCUGGAGGAGAAACACCGGGAAGCCCAAGUUUCAGCCCAGCACCUAGAAGUACACUUGAAGCAGAAGGAGCAGCAUUACGAGGAAAAAAUUAAAGUGUUGGAUAACCAGAUAAAGAAGGACCUGGCUGACAAGGAGAGCUUGGAGAACCUGAUGCAGAGACACGAAGAGGAGGCCCACGAGAAGGGCAAGAUUCUCAGCGAGCAGAAGGCGAUGAUCAAUGCCAUGGAUUCCAAGAUCAGAUCUCUGGAACAGAGAAUUGUGGAACUUUCGGAAGCCAAUAAACUUGCAGCAAACAGCAGCCUCUUUACCCAAAGGAACAUGAAGGCCCAGGAAGAGAUGAUUUCAGAACUCAGGCAACAGAAAUUUUACCUAGAGACUCAGGCUGGGAAAUUGGAGGCCCAGAACCGAAAAUUGGAAGAGCAGCUGGAGAAAAUCAGCCACCAAGAUCACAGUGACAAGAGUCGGCUGCUGGAGCUAGAGACAAGAUUGAGGGAGGUCAGUCUGGAGCAUGAGGAGCAGAAAUUGGAGCUGAAGCGCCAGCUCACAGAGCUGCAGCUGUCCCUGCAAGAGCGUGAGUCCCAGCUGACAGCCCUGCAGGCUGCCCGGGCCGCCCUGGAGAGCCAGCUUCGCCAGGCAAAGACAGAGCUGGAGGAGACGACUGCAGAAGCUGAGGAGGAGAUUCAGGCUCUCACGGCACAUAGAGAUGAAAUCCAGCGCAAAUUUGAUGCCCUUCGUAACAGCUGUACUGUCAUCACAGACCUGGAGGAGCAGCUAAACCAGCUCACCGAAGACAACGCUGAACUCAACAACCAAAACUUCUACUUGUCCAAACAACUCGAUGAGGCUUCGGGCGCCAACGAUGAGAUAGUUCAGCUGCGAAGUGAAGUAGACCAUCUCCGGCGUGAGAUCACCGAGAGGGAGAUGCAGCUUACCAGCCAGAAGCAAACGAUGGAGGCUCUGAAGACCACAUGCACGAUGCUAGAAGAACAAGUCAUGGAUCUGGAGGCGCUGAAUGAUGAACUACUAGAGAAAGAGCGCCAGUGGGAGGCCUGGAGGAGUGUGCUUGGUGAUGAGAAGUCCCAGUUUGAGUGUCGGGUUCGAGAGUUACAGAGGAUGCUGGACACUGAGAAACAGAGCAGGGCACGUGCUGAUCAGCGGAUCACUGAGUCUCGCCAGGUGGUGGAGUUGGCAGUGAAGGAACACAAGGCUGAGAUUCUCGCUCUGCAGCAGGCUCUCAAAGAACAGAAGCUGAAAGCUGAGAGCCUCUCUGACAAGCUCAAUGAUCUGGAAAAGAAGCAUGCCAUGCUUGAAAUGAAUGCCCGGAGCCUACAGCAGAAACUGGAGACUGAGCGAGAGCUCAAACAAAGGCUUCUGGAAGAGCAAGCCAAGUUACAGCAGCAGAUGGACCUACAGAAGAGCCACAUAUUCCGUCUUACUCAAGGGCUUCAAGAAGCUCUUGAUCGGGCUGAUCUGUUGAAGACAGAAAGAAGUGAUCUGGAGUAUCAGCUGGAAAAUAUUCAGGUUCUCUAUUCUCAUGAAAAGGUGAAAAUGGAAGGUACUAUUUCUCAACAAACCAAACUUAUUGAUUUUCUGCAAGCCAAAAUGGACCAACCUGCUAAAAAGAAAAAGGGUUUAUUUAGUCGACGGAAAGAGGACCCUGCUUUGCCCACACAGGUUCCUCUGCAGUACAAUGAGCUGAAGCUGGCCCUGGAGAAGGAGAAAGCUCGCUGUGCAGAGCUUGAGGAAGCUCUUCAGAAGACUCGCAUUGAGCUCCGCUCCGCCCGAGAGGAAGCUGCGCACCGCAAAGCCACAGACCAUCCUCACCCGUCUACGCCGGCCACUGCGAGGCAGCAAAUUGCCAUGUCUGCCAUUGUGCGGUCGCCUGAGCACCAGCCCAGUGCCAUGAGCCUCCUCGCACCACCAUCCAGCCGCAGAAAAGAGUCUUCAACUCCAGAAGAAUUUAGUCGGCGUCUCAAGGAGCGCAUGCACCACAAUAUUCCUCACCGAUUUAACGUAGGACUGAACAUGCGAGCCACAAAGUGCGCCGUGUGUCUGGAUACUGUGCACUUUGGACGGCAAGCAUCCAAGUGUCUCGAGUGUCAGGUGAUGUGUCACCCCAAGUGCUCCACCUGCUUGCCAGCCACCUGUGGCCUGCCUGCCGAAUAUGCCACGCACUUCACUGAGGCCUUCUGCCGUGACAAAAUGAACUCCCCAGGUCUACAGAGCAAGGAGCCCAGCAGCAGCCUGCACCUGGAAGGGUGGAUGAAAGUGCCGAGGAAUAACAAACGAGGACAGCAAGGCUGGGACAGGAAAUACAUUGUAUUAGAGGGAUCAAAAGUCCUCAUUUAUGACAAUGAAGCCAGAGAAGCUGGACAGAGACCGGUGGAAGAAUUUGAGCUCUGCCUUCCCGACGGGGACGUAUCUAUUCAUGGUGCCGUUGGUGCUUCUGAACUCGCAAACACAGCCAAAGCAGAUGUUCCAUACAUACUGAAGAUGGAGUCUCACCCACACACCACCUGCUGGCCGGGGAGAACCCUCUACUUGCUAGCUCCCAGCUUUCCCGACAAACAGCGCUGGGUCACCGCCUUAGAAUCAGUUGUUGCAGGUGGGAGAGUUUCUAGGGAAAAGGCAGAAGCUGAUGCUAAAUUACUUGGAAACUCCCUGCUGAAACUGGAAGGUGAUGACCGGCUAGACAUGAACUGCACACUGCCCUUCAGUGACCAGGUGGUGUUGGUGGGCACUGAGGAAGGGCUCUAUGCACUGAAUGUCUUGAAAAACUCCUUAACCCAUGUCCCAGGAAUUGGAGCAGUCUUCCAAAUUUAUAUCAUCAAGGACCUGGAGAAACUACUCAUGAUAGCAGGAGAAGAGCGGGCCCUGUGUCUGGUAGAUGUGAAGAAAGUGAAGCAGUCUCUGGCACAGUCGCACCUUCCUGCCCAGCCAGACAUCUCGCCCAACAUUUUCGAAGCUGUCAAGGGCUGCCACCUGUUUGGUGCUGGCAAGAUUGAGAAUGGUCUCUGCAUUUGUGCUGCCACACCCAGCAAGGUGGUCAUCCUCCGCUACAAUGAAAACCUCGGCAAGUAUUGUAUUCGGAAGGAGAUAGAGACCUCAGAGCCCUGCAGCUGUAUCCACUUUACCAAUUACAGUAUCCUCAUUGGAACCAACAAAUUCUACGAAAUCGACAUGAAGCAGUACACACUGGAGGAAUUCCUAGACAAGAAUGACCACUCCUUGGCUCCUGCUGUGUUUGCCUCCUCGUCCAACAGCUUCCCUGUCUCGAUCGUUCAGGUGAACGGCGCAGGGCAGCGAGAGGAGUACCUGCUGUGCUUCCACGAAUUUGGGGUAUUCGUGGAUUCUUAUGGAAGACGUAGCCGCACCGAUGAUCUCAAGUGGAGUCGCUUGCCUUUGGCCUUCGCCUACAGAGAACCCUAUCUGUUUGUGACCCACUUCAACUCACUUGAAGUCAUUGAGAUCCAGGCCCGUUCCUCACUGGGGACCCCUGCCCGAGCCUAUUUGGAAAUCCCAAACCCGCGCUACCUGGGCCCUGCAAUUUCCUCGGGAGCAAUUUACCUGGCUUCCUCAUACCAGGAUAAAUUAAGGGUCAUUUGCUGCAAAGGAAACCUUGUGAAGGAGACCGGCACUGAGCACCACCGGGUCCCCUCCACCUCCCGCAGCAGCCCCAACAAGCGAGGCCCACCAACGUAUAAUGAGCACAUCACCAAGCGUGUGGCCUCUAGCCCAGCACCACCCGAAGGCCCCAGCCACCCCCGAGAGCCAAGCACACCCCACCGCUACCGUGAGGGGCGAACAGAGCUGCGCAGGGACAAGUCUCCUGGCCGCCCCCUGGAGCGUGAGAAGUCCCCGGGCCGGAUGCUGAGCACACGUAGGGAGCGGUCACCUGGGAGGCUGUUUGAAGACAGUAGCAGGGGCCGGCUGCCUGUGGGAGCUGUAAGGACCCCGUUGUCCCAGGUGAACAAGGUCUGGGACCAGUCUUCAGUAUAAAUCUCAGCCAGAAAAACCAACUCCUCAUCUGACUCUGCAGGAAAACACCAAACACACUAUGGAACUCUGCUGCAGGGGACCCGAGCACCUGCCUACUCAGCUGCCCCAUGGCACAGCUAGGCCCAGACCCACCUCGGCACGGACACCUCUGUCUCCAGGAGGUGCAGGUGGCUGAGGCUCUUUGGAGCCAUCAGCACUCAGUGCCUCCUUCGGGCACCUUCCUGCAGUCAUCCUCUUUGCACUUUGUUACUCUUUCAAAGCAUUCAUAAACUUUUGUACCUAGCUCUAGCCUGUACCAGUUCAUCCAAGGAACCAACCAGACACUAACUCUGUGGUUAGAAUCCUAAUUAGCUACUUCAACACCUAGGGUUGGUUGGUUUUUCUUUUCUUUUCCUAUUUUUUUUUUCUUUUUCCUUUUCCUUUUUUUUUUUUUUUUUUUUUAAGACAAGAGACUUAAUAGAUUUGAAUAGCAAUGUAUUUCCUGUUGUAGUCAUUUUUAGCUUAGAUCACAUCCUCAGGUCUUUGCCACUGAAAUGUAGUGUAGAAGAGUCCCCAUCAAUUGGCUAACCUCCUGCAUUCAUGUAGCUUUAUCUUCAUUCCAGUCUAUUCUCAUAGAUGGCCCUGUUUUACCCAGGGUGACAUCAUAGCCAAAUGUUUACUGUUUUCAUUGCCUUUUAUGGCCUUGAACACUUCCCCUCCCACCAGCUGAGAAUGUAUGGAGGUCAUCAGGCCUCAGCUCGGAGGCAGUGACCUGGAGCCAAGGGACCUCACUGAGCUUUCUUUCCCUGCUCCUCAGUGUCAUCCACCCAGCCUGCUGUCCCCGCUGUCCAUGUGGCUUUGGCCAGGAAAGCAUGCAAUAGACUUGCUCCGAGCCCAGCAUUAAUGGGCCUUUGGGUUGGGGAGGGGACAGGGCACCUACCUCCUGUCCCCAACAGUGUGUUACUCCCCACUCUGGGACGGGGAGGAGCCCCGUCCAGGAGCUCUGCAUGGCGGUUCACUGCAUGUGCUAUCCCCUGACCUGGCUAAUCCCCUGGGUUGCUCUGCCAACAUACUGAUACCAUCCCAUAGCUCCUGCCAAAUUGAGACCCUCUGAUGACUUGCCAACUAACUGGCCACAACAAGCUGCAGCCUGUAGCACUGAUCAAACAAACAAAACGCUCAAGCCUUACGACCAGAGAAGGAUUUCAGCAAACCACCACCUCUCACUCAGUUUCCUCUUGGACCUUCACACUUCCCUGCUGAGUUCCGCAUCCAUGUUCACAAACAACGUAGCGCGGUUCUACCCAACAAAACUGUGACUUCCCAAACGAGCCUUUCCCUAGGGCUAGACCUAAGACCAGGAUGUUGGAGAGAGAAGCCGCAGCUCAACUCUUCCAGCCCUACAGGGUUGGCAAGUCCCCUUUAGGUGCAGUGCGGCUCACCCCGUUUCUCUAGCCCUCUUUCAGAGUAUGGGAUUCCUGGCAACUGGUUUAGAACCAACCUAGAGGCUUUGCAGUUGGCAAGCUAACUAGCGGCCUUAUUUCUGCCUUUAAUCUCCCACAAGGCCUCUCUUGCUUUGGAUUCUCUCUGUGACUCUUAAGCAUGCCUCACCAACCAAGGCACAUGCUAGGUAGGCUAAAAGGUAGACCUAUUUCCAUCGCAGCAGGUGAACGUGACUGUGUCUCCAACCCAUAUGUCCACAGUUCAGGUCACUUUCCAGAUUGCAACCUGGCCCAAAUACUGGCUCCUUCCUGCUCGUCUCUUUACCUAAGUGCUUUCUUGUUUGAAAUGCCCAUGAACCUCCAUGUCAUAGCACCUUUGGCAAGUGUCCUGCUAUCGUGUUUUAUGUGUUGCUUGGAGUCUUUGGGGUCAUAUUCCCUCCCUCCCCUCCCCCAGGGCAGAUCCGACUGAAUGUUUGCUGAAGUUUUUGUCUCUUGGUCCACAAGUAUUUGGAAAGGUCACUGAUAAUUGGUCUUUCAGUCUUGGCAUUUCAUUUAGGAUCUCCAUGAGAAAUGGGCAUCUUGAGCCCAGAAAAUGUAUAUUGUGUGUCUCAUUUGUGAAAUGCUUCCUGCUAUAUAGAACUAGCUCUAAAGACUGUACAUAUUUACAAGAAACUUUAUAUUCGUAAAAAAACAAAACAAAACAAAAGGAAAUUGAAUUGGUUUCUACUUUUUUAUUGUAAAAGGUGCAUUUUUCAACACUUACUUUUGGUUUCAAUGGUGGUAGCUGUGGACAGCCAUCUUCGUUGGAGGGUGGGGAGCUCCCUGUGACCACCAAGAUGCCAGCAGGAGAUAUAGUAACAGGAAAUUGCAGUCAAAAGCUUAUUAGCAUAAAUAAGAUUCUAGGUCUCCAAAAGUACAGGCUUUUUCUUCAUUACCUUUUUUAUUCAGAAUGAGGACGAGAACACAAGGAACAGUUCAAGAUCCAUCUUGAGAGGAAUGAACUUUGUUGUUGAACAAUAGUGAAAUAAAGCAAUGGUCUAAA
Octodon degus (degu) is the source of this 8767-nucleotide messenger RNA. RefSeq names its product citron rho-interacting serine/threonine kinase (gene Cit). Gene Ontology annotation, molecular function: ATP binding; protein serine/threonine kinase activity. NCBI's taxonomy places the organism in Eukaryota, Metazoa, Chordata, Mammalia, Rodentia, Octodontidae. The record is from RefSeq and is a predicted model, not a curated record. The coding region runs from base 95 to 6304 and encodes 2069 amino acids. The transcript has 48 exons. Gene Ontology annotation, biological process: actomyosin structure organization; mitotic cytokinesis; peptidyl-threonine phosphorylation. Gene Ontology annotation, cellular component: cytoplasm; cytoskeleton.